Messenger RNA from Entelurus aequoreus (snake pipefish), 7027 nucleotides. It is a transcript of the gene abcc3, whose product is annotated as ATP-binding cassette, sub-family C (CFTR/MRP), member 3. Gene Ontology annotation, cellular component: membrane. Gene Ontology annotation, molecular function: ABC-type transporter activity; ATP hydrolysis activity; ATP binding. The transcript is spliced from 23 exons. Gene Ontology annotation, biological process: transmembrane transport. The record is from RefSeq and is a predicted model, not a curated record. Bases 230 to 3670 code for a protein of 1146 amino acids. Lineage: Eukaryota; Metazoa; Chordata; Actinopteri; Syngnathiformes; Syngnathidae.
GAUCGACUUGCCUGCUUCGCCCCUCUGCAGAGCGGAAAGGGGCGCCGUGUUUCCGGGAGCGCGCGUCGGUCCACCAAACCCAGGCGACUCAGCAUUUGCCUGCUUUUCUGGCAUGUGACUGUCAACGAAGGCAAAGGAAUAGAGUUUGAAACACGGUAGUCUGUCAAAGACAGCAGGAGGGAAAGAGUUCUCCGGUUGUCACCGCGCUCUCCUGCCGAGGCGGACAGAGAUGGAGCGGCUGUGCGGACCAGAGCUCCCUUUCUGGGUGGCCAAUCAGACGCUCCACACGGAUCAGCCUGACCUCCCCAUUUGUUUCCAGCUCACCCUCCUGGCAUGGCUGCCGUGCAGCUACUUAUGGGCUGUCUCCCCUAUCUACCUCUUCUACCUUAAAAAGAACAACAAAGGCUACAUCAUGAUGUCCAUCAUGAACAGAUUUAAAACGGUGUUUGGCUUGUUGUUAUGGAUUGUAUGCUGGACAGAUCUCUUCUACACAUUCCACGAAAUGCAGCAGGAAACCAGUGAGCCGCCAAUUUUCUUUGUCACCCCCUUGGUGCUGGGGAUGACCAUGCUGCUGGCCACAUUUUUGAUCCAGAUUGAGAGGUUACAUGGGGUUCAGUCCUCUGGGGUCCUCUUCAUCUUCUGGUUCCUGUCUGUGCUGUGUGCCAUUGUGCCUUUCCGCUCCAAGAUCCUGCAAGCAUACAGUGAGGUGGAAGUUACAGACAAGUUGCGGUUUGCCACGUUCUACUUGUACUUUGGCUUGGUGGUCUUGGAACUGAUCCUCUGUUGCUUUAAUGAGAAACCUCCCCUCUUCUCCAAUGUUGACACGGACCCGAAUGUCUGCCCUGAAUCCACAGCUGGUUUUCUAUCCACCAUGACAUUUUGGUGGUUCACAAGUUUGGCCAUUAAAGGAUAUAAAAUGCCCUUGGAAGCCAAGGACCUCUGGUCGCUGAACCAGCGUGACGGCUCUAAAGCAAUGGUGCCCAAACUCCUGAAAGAGUGGGAUAAAGAGCAAGCCAAAUCAAAGAGUGAACAGAACCAAUCCAAUCAGGUGUUGUACUCUAAGCCUCCACCAUCCAACACCAACCACAUAGAAAAUGAAAGUGGAACAAUCCCAGAAGAAGUGGAAGUGCUGCUGUCCAGUCAGAAAGCUGUAGCCAGCCAGCCAUCCUUUCUUCGUGCCCUUAUCAAAGCCUUUGGGCCAUAUUUCUUGAUUGGCUCAGCUUUCAAGCUCCUGCAGGAUGUCAUCACCUUUGUUAACCCUCAGCUGCUCAGAAUGUUGAUCUCCUUCACAAAGCAAAAGGAUGUCCCUGACUGGUGGGGUUACUCGCUGGCCUUCCUCAUGUUCUUCACUGCUUUUCUGCAGACUCUCAUCCUACACCAGCACUUUCAGUACUGCUUUGUCACUGGCAUGAAUGUACGCACAGCUCUAAUUGGAGCUAUAUACAGGAAGGCGUUGGUGAUAACUAAUGCUGCCAAACGCUCAUCUACGGUGGGAGAGGUGGUGAACCUGAUGUCUGUAGAUGCUCAGAGGUUCAUGGACCUCACCACCUUCCUCAACAUGCUCUGGUCGGCUCCUCUUCAGAUUAUGCUGGCACUAUAUUUCCUCUGGCAGAAUCUUGGCCCUUCCGUUUUGGCUGGAGUGGCUGUCAUGAUCCUACUGAUUCCAUUUAAUGCUGUAAUCGCCAUGAAGACACGCUCCUAUCAGGUGGAGCAGAUGCAGCACAAGGAUGCUCGUAUUAAGCUCAUGAACGAGAUCCUGAAUGGCAUCAAAGUACUGAAGCUGUAUGCCUGGGAGAACUCCUUCAAAGAAAAGGUUUUGGCCAUCCGCCAGAAGGAGCUCAAUGUACUGAGGAAGACGGCAUAUUUGGGAGCACUGUCCACCAUGGCUUGGACCAGUGCCCCUUUUCUGGUUGCCUUGACAACAUUUGCCGUGUAUGUUAAAGUAGAUGAGAACAACAUCCUGGAUGCGGAGAAGGCCUUUGUUUCGCUUUCACUUUUCAACAUCCUCCGUUUCCCUCUGAACAUGCUUCCCCAAGUUAUAAGCAGCCUCGUACAGACAAGCGUGUCACUGAAGCGAAUCCAACAUUUCCUGAGUCAUGAUGAACUGGAUCCAAAUUCAGUGGACAGAAAGAUCACAGCAACAGAGUUUUCAGUCACGGUCGUCAAUGGGAAAUUUACCUGGGCUAAAGAAGAUUCUCCUGUUUUGCACAACAUUAAUGUGAUGGUUCCCCAUGGCUCUCUGCUGGCUGUGGUGGGUCAUGUCGGCUGUGGGAAAUCCUCCCUAAUAUCUGCCCUGCUGGGUGAAAUGGAGAAACUGGAAGGAGAGGUUUCUAUUCGGGGAUCAGUGGCGUACGUCCCUCAGCAGGCCUGGAUACAGAACGCCACUUUGCGCGAUAACAUCCUGUUUGGGAGACCAUACAAGGAGCAGAAGUACUGCUGCGUUCUGGAGGCCUGUGCUUUAACCCCUGACCUGGAGGUUUUGCCAGGAGGAGACAUGACUGAAAUAGGAGAGAAGGGAAUCAACCUCUCUGGAGGCCAGAGACAGAGGGUCAGCCUGGCUCGAGCUCUUUACAGUGAUGCAGAUGUCUACCUACUGGAUGACCCGCUGUCUGCUGUAGACGCCCACGUGUCCAAACAUAUAUUUGACAACCUCAUUGGUCCAGAAGGGGCUCUGCAGGGCAAGACCCGUAUUCUGGUGACACAUGGCAUCAGCUACUUGCCCCAGGUUGACAAUAUAUUGGUGAUGGUGGACGGCAGAGUGUCGGAGAUGGGCUCCCAUCAGGAGCUGCUCCAGCAGAAUGGAGCCUUUGCUGAGUUUCUCAGGAACUACACUCUGGAGGAUAUUAUAGAGGAGGAUGAAGCCACAGAGAAAAUAAUUGACAGCGAAAGUUUGUUCCCCGAUGACGCCCUUGGUAACCACAUAGACAUGGUGGACACUGAGCCAGGAAUCAAUGAAGCAAAGAGAAAAUUUAUAAGGCAAAUCAGCAUAAUUUCAGCAGAUGGUGAGACCCCAAAAUCCUGGUCGCUGAGGAGGCAUGGCUGUAGCCAGAGGAAACUCCCAGAGCCACAAGAAAAGAAGAAGCCACACAACUUAGAGAAACUCAUCCAGGCCGAGACUGCAGAAACAGGCAGGGUGAAAGUAAAGGUCUACCUGGAAUACGCCAAGGCGGUGGGACUGGUAUUGUCCGUGCUGAUUUGCUGUCUAUAUGGCUGCCAGAGUGCAGCCUCCAUUGGGGCAAACAUUUGGCUCAGUGAGUGGACCAAUGACGUCAUGCAAAAUCAAACUCAGGAAAACGUUAAUAUGAGAGUUGGAGUGUAUGCAGCGCUGGGGCUCACACAAGGUUUGCUGUUGUUGGUUAACUCCCUGUUGUCCCAGGCCUACAGUAUGCUAAGGGCAGCCAAGCUCAUACACCACAACCUGCUUCAGAGGGUCCUGCGAGCGCCCCAGGCCUUCUUCGAGAGCACCCCCGUUGGGCGGUUAUUAAACCGCUUCAGCAAAGAUGUGGAUGCCAUAGACUCCCUCCUUCCACAUCAAAUUGACAUAUGGAUGUGCACUUUCUGGUACACACUGAAUGUGCUGCUCAUAUGCUCUGCCAUCACCCCCAUGAUCCUCAUAGUCUUAGCCCCGUUAAAGGUGUUCUAUUGGUGGGUUCAGAUAAAUCGUAAAUAAGUAUAUUACAUGCAUGUCUGAGCGUGUUGAUAAUGAGAGAGUCUGCUGUUUUCGCUCUGAUGAGCAAGUGGUGGCAUUUAUUGGUUUACAAGAUGUUAGUUUGGCACAGUUCAGUGCCACUUGGUUCACUUGAUGACACCGAUAAUCUCAGCGAUUUUUUUUACAUGCAAAAAACAUGACAAUACAAUCUCAAAGCUCAUAAGGAAGAAAUAAUAUACAUUUUUUGAUCUUCAAUAGUCCUCUUUGGACAUUAAUGUUGCACUUAUUUUCUACUUUUCUAUAGCACCUUGUUAAGGCCAAGCCUAAGAAUAUAUAUUCCUCAAAACAUAAAAUCCCAAAUCCCAGAUUUGGACGAAUUAAAUAUUUUGUUGAAGGAUUACUUGAUUAAAUUGUUGGGAACUGUUUUUUUUAACAAAUAUCAAUACAUUUAAAAAUGAUCAAACCAGUGAGAAUUGUAUAGAACGAGCUUCUGUAAAUUUCCUCUCGAAAAAAAAUCGUAGUGCAGCUCAGAAGUUCUACAGCUCUCCCUACAAUGUUACUCCUGUUGAGACAACAAAUGGUCUCUGGGGGGAUUCUGAAACAAAGCAAGAGUCAGCAAUAGUGUCAAUGCUUUCGUCAACUGCUGCCAUACUCCAGGUACUCUUGUGAGGCAUUGCAUUGUCAUCAACAGAAGUAACCCAGGGCAUAGUCUGUCGGUGGGUCUGACUGAGGGUCUCAUCCUGUUUACUAACAGCAGUCAGGAUACCUUUGUCUAGCACAUUGAGGUAUGAGUGGCCCAGCCUUUCAACAAUAUGAAUAUGGAGGUUUUAGUGUGGCACAUGACGCCCUCAUGUCACUUUCAUGAAGUUUCGGUCUUUUGGUAGGACUCUGUUAGUGCUUCCUCUGUUCCUCUUUGCACAUAGUUUGCAGAUCGUUGACUAUUUGGAGUUCUCUUUAUCGUUUGAGCAGUAUAUUUACAUUCACAAAAGUGAGUGUCACAUUUCUGCCAAUUAUGGUAUUGUUUUAAACCCUCUCGGACACAUUAACUUUUUAAUGGUCUUCAAAGCCAAAAAAGACAUAAAAGUACUGACAUUUUUCAAUGGGUGCAAAAACAUUUAGGAUUUAUAUAUUUUUUAACUUCUUUUGCUGAAAUUUCUCAAUAAACUUCAGUCCUUAACAAAAUUAUCAAACAAAACAUUUUACGUGAAAAAAUACUCAUGAAAGGACAAAAAAGUCACCUUUGUCCCCUGUGGAUAAUAGGACAACACUAAAGAAAUGCCCUUUUGAUACAAUGUAAAGUAGUCAGUGUACAGCUUGUAUAACAGUGUAAACGCAGUCAACUCACCUGUUCGGGGUCGCGGGGUGUGCUGGAGCCUAUCUCAGCUGCCUUCAGGCGGAAGGCGGGGUACACCCUGGACAAGUUGCCACCUCAUCGCAGGGCCAACACAGAUAGACAGACAACAUUCACACUCACAUUCACACACUAGGGCCAAUUUAGUGUUGCCAAUCAACCUAUCCCCAGGUGCAUGUCUUUGGAGGUGGGAGGAAGCCGGAGUACCCGGAGGGAACCCACGCAGUCAUGGCAUUUAUGUCUAAACUACUAAUAACAAAAAUAAGUACACCCCAUUGAAAAUGUCAAAAUUGUGCCCAAUUAGCUAUUUUUUUCUACAUAGUGUCAUGUGACUUGUUAGUAUUAAAAGGUCUCAGGUGUGAAUGUGAAGCAGGUGUGUUAAAUUGGGUAGUAGAGCUCACACACGUUCAUACUGGUAACUGGAAGAUCUGGAAAUUGCUGGAAAAAUAUAAUCACAUAAAUAAUUGACACUUUGAACACAAUUUGGACAUUAACACUUAGCAGCAGUUUAGACAUUAAAGACUGUGUUGUCACGAACGGCUUGGCCGCAGCAGGACCCCAACGCAAAGCAGAAAAUUCAAUGAUAAUAACAAAAAGCACUCUCUAAAAGAAGUGAGGGAAAAUAACUAAGGAUGCACACAUAAAUUGGAGAGCUUAGGAGGAAAUGAGUAUCAGGCAGGUGGCUUCGCCCAAUGACCCAGAAACCAGGCACUGCUACAAAAAGAUCAUGACACAUGUUGAGUUAUUUUACACUCUUACCAGUUACUGUAAAUUACUCUUACAAGCUGUACAAUGACUACUUUACAUUGUACUAAAGUGUCAUUUCUGUAGUGUUUGCCCAUUCAGAUAUUUAAUACAAUAUUUUCAGACAAAUGAGGAGUGUACUUACUUACUUAUUAAAUAUUGUAUUUAUAUUUGCAUCAAGUCCUAAAAUUAUAUAUAUGUAGAUAUAUUUAAUAAUCCCAUGUUGUUAGGGAGUACAUCUAUUAUGAAGUUUUCAAACUUCUAAACUUUUUGCCACAAUAUAAUCUCAUUUGGAUCACCCACCAGAUAAUAUUAUUAUUCCUGCCACUGGAUCGGCUUUACCAUUUACUUGAUAUCACUUGUGGUGUCCGACCCAGAUGAAUAGUGCAUGGUUGCCGGAAAUUUUUUUUAGUAGGUAGUGUUUGUUUAUUCUGCUUAUUUCUUUAAAAUAUUUACUAAAUAUAUCUCAAAUUGGUAAAAUUACUACAUCAGCUAAUGGAGAUGAUUGUAGAGUCCUAGAAUAAUUAACAUGUUUGAUUUUUUUGGACAAUCUAACACAGAAUACAUAACAAAGUAGUGUGAUUAUCAUGAAGAGGUUUUGUAAGAAGAUAUUUGAAAUUCAAACAAACACACAACUGAAUUAAAAAAAAUGUAUGCUGGUCAUUCUGUUUUCUUCCCUUUAAUUCAGUACUAACAUGAGCCAAAUCAAACCUCAUUCCUUCUCUGCAUGGCCAUUGGCUGUUUCAUGUCACUGUAAGAGUGUCUUCUGUUCCCUGACUACUCACUAAAACCAAAAUAAUGACAGACGUACUUACAGUACUAACACACACAGAAUCAGCAUUUGAAUGAUACGCUUAAUGUACAACAAACCCCCUGCAGUCUGAGCCUGACAUUAACAUGCAGCAAGGCUGUACAUUUUUACUAAAAAGGGAUUUGCAUGUUGACUCACCUCAAAUGAGCUCAUGUCACAUUAAUAAGCAUGUCUGACAAGCAUUGUAAGCGUUUUUUGUUUGUCAUAGGCUUGUUUUUGUGUGUGAUUGCGGAAUAUUGUGUGUGUACAUGUUAUUGUAUAUUAUUUCUUUGCAAUAUGUCAAGCAUUGCAGUUGACUUGUUGGUUUUAAUCCCAUGUUUGUUUUUCUCCCCUUAAUGCCCUUAGAGAUUUUAUGUUGCCACAUCUCGGCAGCUAAAGCGUCUGGAGUCUGUAAGCCGCUCGCCCAUUUAUUCCCAUUUCUCUGAAACCAUCACUGGUUCGAGUGUUAUCCGAGCUUUUGGCAGAUGCUCUG